UAUAUCUUCUUUGGAGAAAUGUCGAUUCAAGUCCUUCACUGUUUGGAUUUUUGUUUUUGUUUGGUUCGUGUGUGUGUGUGUGUGUGUGUGUGUGUGUGUGUGUGUGUGUGUGUGGUUUGUUUUUGUAUUUGAGACAAGGUCUCUCCAUGUACCCCUGGCUGGCCUAGUACUCAUUCUGUGGACCAAGCUAGCCUUGAACUUGUAUUAACUCCUAACUAGACAAGAUUUUCAAAUACCAUCUCUCAUUUUUCAGACCUUUCUACUCUGAUGAUAAUGUCCCUUUUUGCGCAAAGAUUAUUAGUUUUGAUGAAAUCAAGUGACUCCAUUUUAUUUAGUGUCAGAGUGGCACUAAAUAGUGUCAGGGUUGGUUAAUCACAAAUAUCCAAUCCACUUAAUUGCAAAUGUAUCCAAUGUCUUUCUUGGAUGAGAAAAAGUUCGUCAGUUCACGUAAAAGAAGGUCUGGGUCUGACCCAGCGAGACCCAGCAAUCACAUCACAUUCUCUUUUUCCAUCCUUUCUCUUACCUUCCACUGGGUUCCUACACACUCACUUAAGUUCUUCCCAGAAGCACCAAGCUGUCACAGUCCUCCCAGCUGAUAACGUAGGAGAAAAGAAAGAAAGCCUUCCGUUCUGGGCACAUAAAAACUCUUGAGGCACAGUCUAACUGAUUACCUCCAAAGCAAUAACUAUGAGGAGUUUGGAGGGAUGUUCCGAUUGGUCAGCUCUGGAUCAGGUGGAGUAGGAUUACUCCUGAAUAGGAAGAGCCACUGGACAGGCAGACAUUCCUCCCCAGAAGGUACGUAAGAAGCUGAUGGGCAUCUCAGGUUGGUCAAGGGGCUCUGCUUCAGAGGACAACCCUCAUGUUGGACUUCCCAUGGAUGUAGGGAGAUUCCUUCUAGUUGGUCCUGAAGACUCCCUGGAGGAGGCAGCUCCUCUGGAGAUCCGUAACUGAUAAAGGGUGAGCCCAGGGCUGAUUUCUCCGCCUUCCCAGACCCUCCUCAGCGCAGCUGUGCGCUGUAGUGAUGUGGACUCGGAGUUCAUAGCCAGUAGUCCUUCCUCUGUCUGUACUACCUUGAGCUAACUAACCUCUCUGUGUAUUGCUUUCUCAUCCCGAGGAGAUAAUGACCAGUUCUAUCUCACAGGGUCUUUAUGAGGCUCGAAUGGGCACACAUAAGCUCCAAUCGUCUGUCUCAUGGUCGUCACUAGCCCUGCCUUUUCUACCCAUAGUUUCGAGCACACUGGCAUCUCCUGCUCUGCUCGACACCUUCAAGGGCCUCAUCCGGCCUCUGCCCCCUCUGUUUACAGAGCCUGAGAUGCCCAUGAUCUCCUGAUUCGCUCGGCUCUUUCCUUGCCGCUUGCUCCUUGGUGAGGCUUCUCUGUCUGCAGAAUCCCUUCCUGCUUAAGUCUCCUGAAGGACCCAGACACUGAUGUCUGCUUAGAAUUAUGGGAAGUGUCCCCGUCCACACUGAGCUCCUGAGGGGGACGGGACCUGGUUGUCCUAGCCAUGCAUUUUUUUCCCCCAGUGGGAGCCUGCCAGCUAUCACUAUGAGAAGAGCAGGCUAGGGACGGAAACCGUGCUGGCCAGGGAGCAAAGGAGAGCACAGCUGGCCCCAGGAAAUGAGCAGAUCGGGGUUGGGGAGGUUGCGUGUGAGAGGCAGGGUGGGUCGGUGCUAAGAAGAGAAGUCAGCAGGCCUGGGUUCUGUGGAACUUGACUCUGGGAAGCUAGCAAGGACAAGGAAGACCUGAGGAGGUCCGGAUUUUGCUGAGCCAGGUCUGCUGGUUUGUGGAAAGAGGAUGAGCUGACAAAUGAAAACACAGAGGAGGAGCAGAGCUUGGGAGCUGGUGUGGGACAGCCUCAACUCUCCCAACAAGGAAAAGGCAACCAACAGGCUCCAGUCUACUAGCCUCUUCUUGGGAGGAUGGAAGGAUUUUUUUUUUUUUAACAGUGUCUCAUGUAGACCAGGCUGGCCUCAAUCUCACUGUGUAGCUGAGGAUGAUACUGAACUCUGGAUCUUCCUGGGUCUACCUCUUAAGUGUUAGGGUUACAGAUGGAACCACCAUGCACAGCUUAUAUGGUGCUAGGGACUGAACCCAGGGCUUCACGAAUGCCAGACUACCUUACCAACUGAGCUGAUCCCGACUGAAAUAGUCACUCUCUUCCACAUGCCAUUCCAUAGAUUCUCUCGACCCCUCCCUCACCCUGCAUAGGUCCAGAUUAAGCAAAGACUAGAUAUUCGGGGACUUGGUCAAGUUUGUAGGCUCCAAGACCAGAGCACAUAUCCCCACCCCGAGGGCUGGGAGAUGCAGGACCAGGACACCGCAUAGCUGAGUCCUGUUGAUGAGACAUCCCACUCCAACUGGCUGGGUGUGACCCUGAGUUCCACCACCCAAGAAGAAACCAGACCAGAUCCACAGCACUCUGGAACAGAUGGCACAUGGUUCCUUCCUGUUUUGCUCUGUUCGGCCUGGCAUUGCAGAGACACAGCCCAUCAUGGGAGGGAAGUGCCUCUUGGGAGCCAAGCUAGAUGCCAGAGCCAGGCCUAGGGGCCAGAGCCUGCUCCCAUUUGAACUCUGCCCUGUCUAGCUGAAUGUCUUUGGGGUUCAUUUGUCUGCUGCCCUGACACCCACCCCAGCAAGCACAUGGCCAUGCUGUCCCCGAACCAAGUGCCUGGCUUCCUUUGGGCUCAGUUUCCUGUCCUGCAAAAGUGGGCACAAUGAGAACUCAUGAGUUCUAAGGGCAUCUCUCUGCUGUCAUAGGCGGAUGAUCCACAUGGGCCUGAGCGGGGGACCAAGUCCUGGAAUCUUCCAAGUUCGCAGAAACCUGAACCAGUACCUUGCUUUUCUGGGAGCGGGGAGCCAGAUCAAAGCAGUGGGAGUGGGGAUGGGACUCGAGGUGCGAAGGUACCUACAGGGUGACUGAGGUGCUUCCGAAGGGUACCACAGAGUCACCUGGUCCCAGAGGUCCUGCUGCCUCCUUUCUUUCUUUCUUUCUUCCUUCUUUUUUUUUUUUUUUUCAAGACAGGGUUUCUCUGUGUAGCCUUAGCUGUCCUAGAACUCACUCUGUAGACCAGGCUGGCUUCAAACUCACAGAGAUCCGCCUGCCUCUGCCUCGAGAGUGCUGAGAUUAAAGGCCUGCGCCACCAUGCCCACCCAGUCUAGCUGCCUCUUUCUAAAGUUUCCAUUUCCCUCCUAUAGGGUCCGGGCAGGGGCUGGGCCCUUUCCUGGAAGCUGUGGGAGGAGUGCUUCUGCCCCCCACCCCCUCGCCCCACAUCUGCUUAAGUGGUGCUGGGAUCUGUCAAACCACAGUCACCUGCAGCCUCUGAGCCCCUCAACCCUCCAGGCUGGCCGGAUCAUGUUGGAGGUUUCUUUAUGAGCUCCUCAGUCUCAUCUCACCGACCUCAUCUAGGGGACGGGGCGCCUGCUGUUCCUCCUCACUGUGCCCUGUGCUUGGCCACAGGGCUGUGAGAAGUGGGUGCACACAGGAAGUGGAGGGCUCGCCCACAAGUAUGACUAUGAGGGAGGAAGAGGCACAGCUGGAGAGACAAUAUGAGGUCAAUGGAGAACUGUAGCUGAAAGGGAAGUGCUGGCUGAGGGUAAGGAACCAGCAUGGCGGGGAGCUAAGGCGGGGAAGGGUAGGAGGAGGCAUGGCGCCGCAGGACUGCGGGGGAUGAGGAAAGAAAGGAGCAGAUGGCUCAUUAGGUGGCAGGAAGUUGAAGCUGGUCCAUUUGAGGUCUGCUGGGAUUGAAGAUGUAGAAGUGAGAACAGAGAUAAAGCAGGCCUAGAAGAGAGAGGAGUGAGCUCAUGCCAGAUCAGGCAAAAGGUUGAAGAACCAGCACGGGGGCGGAGACAGCGGGACCCAAGUCACGUGCUCUAGCCGUGCUUAGCAAGGUGUGAGGCUGAACCAGCCUGAUGGUGCCAUGCUUGAGGGAUACCAACUCACUAGCUGUGUACACGCAGGUCUGGGUCCUGGGGUGGGGUGCAGGUGGCAGAGGCCAGAGUGCUACUGCACCAGAGACUGGAUCAGAGGCCCCACACAGAAGUGGUGAUCAUGUAAAGCUAGAAGCUGGGACCACUGGCUGAGCAGACAGAAGCCAGUCUGGGUGCCUGGAAGAGAUUCAGAUUAGAGAGGAGAGGCCUAGAGACGGCAGAGGGCAGGGCAGAGGACCGAGGCAGGCAGGCAGCCUCUUCCCCACUUCAGCUCCAGCCGGGACUCUUCAUAUCCCAAACUGCUCAUAAAGCCAGACAGAAACAGCUCCAGGAGUAGCCUGUACAUGCACCUCAUCUCUGCUGCUCCCGAUCCCCCAAACCACACACUGUAAGUCAAAUGGCUCGCUGCACGAAGUUCAAGCCAAGUUCCCUGCUUCCUCAGCAGAUUUCUGCUCCUAAGGUACUUGUGUACAGGUACUUGGGCCACUCCUGGAAUUCAGUCCUCCCAAAAAUACUGCGCACCUACUGUAUGCCAGGCACUGUCCCAGGACACAAAGGAAAGGUGAAAACCUGGUAGUACAUCCCAGUGGAGAAGGAAGUCAACAAAUAAGAGAACGGUUGUUCAAAGAUGGCGCGCGCAGCCAAGCACAGUAAUGCACACGUGGAAUCCAAGCACAUGAAAAGCUAAGGCAGGAGGAUCACCACGAGUUCCAGGCCAACCUCAGACACCUACAAAACCCUCUCCCACCUACAUGGGUGGGCCCCAGGCCAGUGAGGUUCACAGUGGAGGUUGAGAGCUGUUUGAUGGAAGGAGAUGUCCUGACCUCUCUGGUGCUGGGACUCCAAGACCUAGGACCAUGCCUGGAACACAGUCUCACGCCUCCCAGCUUUGACAGCCCUACAAAAACCCUUCUCCUUCUCAACCAUUCAUCAAAACUCCCACCUGGACUUCCAGAUGCCCAGUGGGGGAGUCUCACCACCCCUGAGGUGGUCACACACUCGUCUCACACGGGCGAGUCACUCUUCCGCAUCCUCCAGGCUCUGAAAUGAGGGCUCCUCCAGAAACACCUGCAUGGCAGGCAAGUGCUAGGCCCGAGCCAUCUCUGUUCCAUCACCACCCGAAGCCUGGCUACUGGAGGAUGGACAGGUCUGCAGCACUCGUGGUCUGCAGCCAACCGCAGUCCUUACAGCUGAGCAGCAGGCACUCACUGGGUCCUGAAGUCACUGAGUCCACAGAGAGAGGAAGGGAUGGGAGAGCCUGGGGUCCAGGCACAGAGCAGGGUGCCUCCCACACCAGCUCCAGGGCCAGCCUUUAUUGGAAGUGCUGGGUGGAGGCAGUGGUCCCAGAAAGAGGGCUAUGGACCAAAGUAAGCAAAGGAAGGGGCCCCAGACCCAGGCUGCAGCUGCUUCUUCAUGCUCAAAAUGGAGCUUUCGGUUCCACUUGGUCCCUGCUGGGCAGAGGGGGAAGGGGAAGUAAAAGAGAGAAGAGAAAGCAGAUCCCUGUCCCCCUGCAGUCCUGUGCUGGGUUUACCAGCUGUAGCCUGGUGGGAUCAGAACUGUCCUAAUAGGGAUUCUGUCCCUUGUCCACUGUCCUCCAGGUGCCGGGGACUGGUAUCAGGAACCAGCCUCAGGCUGGCUGGAGGUAGGCUCCAAGGCACUCAGGCUGGAUGCCACGCAGAGUCAGGGCUGGGUGGUGCCUGGAGAGGGCAUAAUGUCUCUGUAAGGAAGGGAACAUGCUACCAUAAGUUUCUCAGACUCAGAGAGGGUGGAUAGCUGGCCCUAAGCCACACAGCAGGCUGAUGGUGGGUCUCAGCCUGACUCAGAAGAAGGAAGCCAAGUCUUGACCCCACCAUCCUGUACCUCUGCUGCUAAAUUCAUGGGGCUGGGGUACAGCAAGUGGGUUUCCUGGCAGGGAGGCAGUCGAAAGCUUGGAAGCCUCGUCACAGGUCCAGCAGCAGCAGGGCAUUGCUGGUAGGUGGUGACUCAAGCUUCCAGCUCCCGCCCCUGUCCCACAGGCUUCCUCGUCCCUCUAGAUGUGGAGGGUCAGUCAAAGGGCAUCCUGAGACCCCAGGAUCUAGGUAGCACCAAGAGCACAGAGUCACUUCUUCCUGGUGUUGGCAUUCAGUCGAUGAUGCAGCAGAACUGUCCUCAUAGUUGUGAUCUGGACUAAGAAAAGGAAGCAAGUAGAGGUUGUCCCUCGGUGGGGUGAGGGGCUGCAGUGUUUCUGCUGGUGGUACACCCAGGUGCCUGGGGUAGAGAUGGGUGGAAGAUGCCUGGCAUCAGGGCGAUACUCCUGGCUGGACACUCAAAUGGCUGCUGUGAGGCACAUCGAGAGGGUGAGGAUCAGACAGAGGCCUGAGCCUGUUGGGGUGUAUAAAUAGGAGGAAACCUGAGGAGGGCCAGAGGAACAGGGCUAGGGACGUGUCCCGGGCUUGCUCAGUGCCAGCCUGACGGGAGGUCCCCGAGGCACCAGCCUUGUCCUCGUCAGCUGUCCACCAGCGCCAUCUCAUGGCUGCAGGCUCUCAUUGCAGGGAUGACUCCCGUCACUGGAGGAGCCACAACCACUUAGAGGUGUGACCCAAGUUUUGCCCCAGGACCAGCACCCCAUUUUCCUUAGGCCUUCAAAGUGGCCUCAACUCUGACUGACCCUGGGUCACAGGAGACAGUCCUGGGAACACCACAAGAAGCUAGCUACUGGGAAGAAGGACAGAUCACCGAGCCUGCUGGAUCUCCUGGCACACACACACACAAAUAAACCAUAGGUGCCCAAUUUGUACACAGCUGGCCAAGUGUUUACCUGCAGCUCAAUCAUGAUCUCACUUUGGUUCAAAGUGUUGGCUCCCCCUUGGUUCCAUAGUCCUGUGAAGUGGGCUUGGGGUAAGCUAGUGCCCGGAUGACCUCUACAUUCUAGAAGCUUCUCUACAAGUGACAGGGUAAUAAGUCCUGUCUAUGGUAUUCCGACAUGCAGGUGGCAACUCUGACAUUCUAGCCAGCAGCUGAGAGAGGCAGAUGGGCGUGGGAGGGGAGCAGGAUGUAAGCCCUGCCCCCACUUACCAGCUCGGCACUCAUUCCCUGCCCCGCCCUACCCCCACCGACUUGCCUCAGUGGCUCCCCACCGGAGCCCAUCUUCAGGUCACCUUCUCUGAAUGCUGCCUCCACCCUGAAGAACAGUGAGAAGUCACUUCUCACCCUCCAGUUGUUCCAACAGCUCCAUUUCUGUGCCCAUCACCACCCCCACUCUCACAAGCCUGGGUCUUUGUAUAGAAGGGACUGUGACUGCUAUGGGGGAUGUGAGGGGAAUUGAUGGCAUACAGUAGGUGCUUAACAAAGGCUUGUGGCAAAAAGGACAUGUGGGAAGGAAAGCGUGAGAAGUAGCUGGGUAAGCAAGUUCCUAAGUGGAUUGCCAUCUCGAGAGAGGCACUGACAGGAAUGUCAGUAGAUGACCUACCAAGUGAGUGGAUGGAGGAUGAGUACAGGAGUGCAGGAUCAGAGAAGUGAAUGGAUUCCUGGUGACCCAGGUGUGGCAGCUAAGGGAAGGACCAGGAACUGCCAUAACCCAUCUGCCCAUUUAACAGAUGAGAACACUGAGGGAGAGCUGGGUGGAAGGCAUCUGCUGGGUCUGUAGGGCUGGGUCUGCUCACCCCCCAUCCCUCUUUCUGUUGCCUUGUCCCCUCCUCCCACGGCUGGAGAGUUCUGGGAAGGAUGCCUUUUGUUUGGCUCUUUUUUCCUCCAGUCUGUUUCCGCCAGGCUAAGGUGUGGGGGGUGGCAGGGAGGUGCUCCCCCCCAGGGCUAUUUCAGUCAGAGCCAGCAGGGUCAGGAAGCAGAGGAAGCUGUCCAAAGUCACUUCAGAGAUGCUACAGAGUGGCUGAGGACAGGAGCGUGGGCAGACCCGUGUCUGAGGGUCCUUUGCCCCAACACACUUGGUACCAUUGACCUGAGAUGGUAAUGAGACGCUGCCUGUGAGUAUCUGUGUCUUGAGGAAACAGGCCAGUAAGGGGUGGGACAGUAAGGGGUGGUUGGACACCUUGGCAAGCUGGGUGGGGUCUGCUCAGCCGGGGACUCAAAGGAGGGAUGCCAUGGGCUCAUGAGUUUGGGGGUGCUUAGGUUAUGGCUAACAGAGGUGAACUAGGAGCGAGCGCAUCUGUGAAAAGAUCAGCAAAGAUGGACAGGCCAGAGAGGAUGCUAGGUCUCAGCUGCACUGGCCGUUGGGAACAGUGGGAUGAGUGAGGAAGAGCAGGAAUGAGGGGAGUGUGGCGAGGACUUGGGGACCUUCAGCCACAGCCAGAGGAAUGAUGAGGGAUUUGAACACCAGGGGCAGAGCUGAGGUGUUUCCUGAGAGCAGAGGAACCUCUUAAAAGGUUCCUACUGCAGGCAGCAUGGCUGGAGUCCAGAAAAAAGCUGGGAUUUGAGCUAGUCGAGGACUUAGGGUCUGAGAGUGGAUGGCAGAUAUGACAGCCAACAUCAGUUGCUGUUCACGGUUGGGGUCAAGGGAACCCUCCCACUAGUCACCACCCCAGGAGAGGGAACACUCAGCUCCCUUGGUCCUCAGAGACAGCGCGGAGUAUCAUCGGGGAGUGGAUGAUGCCCGAGGUCUACUCAAAGGUCUUUUCUGCAGCUCUUGCUCCUUCCAAGGAGAGAGUCUUAGAAAGACCAGUCUCCCCAGAGGCUGGAGAAACAAGAGGUCACUACAGUUUCCUCCAUGUGUGGUCAGAGAACCACAGGCCCCCCUAAGGAAGGACAGGAAGACAGCCACUUCCACCCAUGCCUGUCCCACUCUGUCCCUACCUGGGCUGUCCUUCCUCCUACUAAUGAAAACCCUCCUCAGCCACCAGGAUCUUCAUUCUCUUGGGAAAGCUUUUUAUUUACUUAUUUAACAUUCACAUCUAGUUUCCAUUUCUAAUGCUUGGCCAGUUUGGCUUCUGAUUGGUUCCAUCUCUGUGAUGCUUGGCCAGCCUGGAUCCUGAUUGGUUCCCCCUUGAGAACUGGAGUUUCACUCUGGCCACCAGGGACUACCACCAGUUUUGUUGUUGUUUGUUUGUUUAUUUUUAUAAUUUUUGUGUGUUUUUGCCUGUUUUUGUGUCUGUGUGAGGGUGUCCGAUCCCCUGGAACUGGAGUUACAGACAGUUGUGAGCUGCCAUGUGGGUGCCGGGAAUUGAACCUGGAUCAGUGCUCUUAACCACUGAGCCAUCUGCAUGGGUGCUUGUGCAUGUUCAUGUGUGUGCAAAUACCAGAGGCAUUGGACCCUUUGAAGCUGGAGUUACAGAGAGCUGUGAGCCUCCUGAUUUGGGUCCUAGAGCAGUAGUGAAUGACAUGAACUGCUCUAGCCUCCCCCCCCACCCGCUAAGGUCAACUGGGAGGAAGUUUCCUUAGCACCUGAGUCACCUCUCUGGGUUCACAGAUAAGCUGAGACCGAAAGAACGAUGGCUCUGAAGGUGGAAUUCAGGCUGAGGACGCUGGCGUUUCCCUCGGGGAGCUCUCGGGGUGUGCACUGUCCACAGGGGUAAACGAAGAGCCACCAGAGCACCUUGUCCUGGACCCAAUCUGCCUUGAAGACGCGGAGGAACACCAAACCUGGUACUUCCUCCUAAAAGGUCUUCGAUCUGCAUGAGACAGCUUCUCCCAGCAUAGGAAAAGCAGUUGGGCAGUUAUGGAGCAGGACAAUGGCACCAUCCAGGCGCCUGGCUUGCCGCCCACCACGUGCGUCUACCGUGAGGAUUUCAAGCGGCUGCUGCUACCCCCGGUAUACUCAGUGGUGCUGGUGGUCGGCCUGCCACUGAACAUCUGUGUCAUCGCCCAGAUCUGCUCAUCCCGCCGGACCCUGACCCGUUCAGCUGUGUACACCCUGAACCUGGCACUGGCAGACCUGCUGUAUGCCUGCUCCCUGCCCUUACUUAUCUAUAACUACGCCAGAGGGGACCACUGGCCCUUCGGAGACCUGGCCUGCCGCCUCGUGCGCUUCCUCUUCUAUGCCAACCUACACGGUAGCAUCCUGUUCCUCACCUGCAUUAGCUUCCAGCGCUACCUCGGGAUCUGCCAUCCCCUGGCCCCCUGGCACAAGCGUGGGGGUCGCCGCGCUGCCUGGGUGGUGUGUGGAGCCGUAUGGCUGGCUGUCACAACUCAGUGCCUGCCCACAGCCGUCUUUGCUGCCACGGGCAUCCAGCGCAACCGCACUGUCUGCUACGACCUGAGCCCACCCGUCCUUUCCACCCGCUACCUGCCCUAUGGCAUGGCUCUCACGGUCAUCGGCUUCUUGCUGCCCUUCACAGCCUUACUGGCCUGCUACUGUCGCAUGGCCCGCCGCCUGUGCCGUCAGGAUGGCCCAGCAGGACCUGUGGCCCAAGAGCGGCGCAGCAAGGCGGCCCGUAUGGCUGUGGUGGUGGCGGCUGUCUUCGCCAUCAGCUUCCUGCCUUUCCACAUCACUAAGACAGCUUACUUGGCUGUGCGGUCCACGCCUGGGGUCUCUUGCCCUGUACUGGAGACCUUCGCAGCGGCCUACAAAGGCACUCGGCCCUUUGCCAGUGCCAACAGUGUACUGGACCCUAUCCUCUUCUACUUCACACAGCAGAAGUUCCGGAGGCAGCCCCAUGAGCUCCUGCAGAAGCUCACAGCCAAGUGGCAGAGGCAGAGAGUCUGAGGCCCCAGGGCAGACCCCGAGGCACUGGCAGCCGCAUAUUUGCCAUUGGUACCAUGGUGCCAGAAGCUUUCCCCACAACCCCAAACCAUACAAACAGUAAAACUUGGUUCAACAGGCCUGGAUCUGGCCCUCAAGAAGUUCUACAUCGACCACAAAGCUAAGACACCGAUGUCUCGGGGGCUGGUCAAUUCAUGCUUGUUAUCCCAGAACUCAGGAAGCUGUCACAGGAGGGUAACAAGCUCCAGGCCAGCCUGGUCUGUGCGGUGAAGCCCUGUCUCAGACAAUCAAGAGUUGGAGCUACAGCUCAAUAGCACAUAACUGGAGUGUGCUAGCCCCUGGGCUUAAUCCCUAACACUGCAAAAUCCAACAAAGGUCUUCUCCCCAACCUUUCUUGUUUACAAGGUGGAGGGGACUGCUGGUGCACGAUCACAAACGUGAAGGCAAGGUCUUGAUCUCUGGGACCCACUUCUUACAAGGAGGAAGAAGCUGGGGGAAGCUCGUGUUCCCAUCCACUUGCCAAAACUUUCGCGUAGGAGAGAUAAAUAAAUGUGAUUUUGUGGG
Peromyscus californicus insignis is the source of this 11121-nucleotide messenger RNA. It is a transcript of the gene P2ry6, whose product is annotated as pyrimidinergic receptor P2Y6. Gene Ontology annotation, cellular component: plasma membrane. The record is from RefSeq and is a predicted model, not a curated record. The transcript is spliced from 4 exons. Gene Ontology annotation, molecular function: G protein-coupled ADP receptor activity; G protein-coupled UDP receptor activity; G protein-coupled UTP receptor activity. Lineage: Eukaryota; Metazoa; Chordata; Mammalia; Rodentia; Cricetidae. Gene Ontology annotation, biological process: G protein-coupled receptor signaling pathway; cellular response to pyrimidine ribonucleotide. Bases 9574 to 10560 code for a protein of 328 amino acids.